Panicum hallii is the source of this 408-nucleotide messenger RNA. RefSeq names its product axoneme-associated protein mst101(3)-like. The transcript has 2 exons. The record is from RefSeq and is a predicted model, not a curated record. The coding region runs from base 1 to 408 and encodes 135 amino acids. Lineage: Eukaryota; Viridiplantae; Streptophyta; Magnoliopsida; Poales; Poaceae.
AUGGGUCCACCCCAGCAGCUCCCGCAGACACAGCCGCUGAAGGCUACUGCUAAGAAUUCUCAGCAGCACCAGCCAGCCAAAAACUCUCAUAAGGCUGAUGCUGAGAACUCACAAAAGCAUCAGCCAACCAAAAGCUCCCAGAAGUCAUCUGCUGCUGAGAAGCCAGCCAAAAGCAGCCAGCGUAAGCAAAAAGAUGUUGUUGGUGUUGGUGCUGCUGACAAGAAGGCUGCUGUUGAGAAGAAUGCUGCUGCUAAGAAGAAGGCUGGUGGUGUUGCUGCAGAGAAGAAGGCUUCUGCUGCCCUUGCUGAGAAGGCUGUUGCUAGUGCUGUGAAGAAGGCUGCUGCUGGUGCUGUGAAGAAGGCUGCUGCUGCCAUGGCAUCCAAGAAACAACAUAAGAAAGGUGCAUAA